This is a messenger RNA of Pseudogymnoascus verrucosus, 2352 nucleotides long. RefSeq lists its product as uncharacterized. Lineage: Eukaryota; Fungi; Ascomycota; Leotiomycetes; Thelebolales; Thelebolaceae. Gene Ontology annotation, molecular function: glycosyltransferase activity. Bases 662 to 2131 code for a protein of 489 amino acids. The record is from RefSeq and is a predicted model, not a curated record. The transcript is spliced from 2 exons. Gene Ontology annotation, cellular component: membrane.
AAAAGAGUAUGCUGGAACUUCGUUAGAAUGCUGAAAAUGGGUGGUGAUAGGGUCGUCGUGCCAGGUAUAUAGAUCCUUUUCCCUUUCUAUUUGCAGUAACCGACGUGUACUAAAAGCCGCCACAUUCCUUCCAUCCCCACACCUAGAAAAGACCCGCUCUUGUAGACCCUAGUUUUCCUAUCAAAGCGUGCGGGGGACCGAUCCUAAGCUUGCUGCCAAUAUAUCUUCUCUGUCAAUUAUCCACCAUAUCCCGAUGAGCACUUGUAUUGCCUACUUGUAUCACCAACAGUUAUAUAUUAGCACUAUUAAUGUAGGGACUAAUUACCCCCUGAUGUUGUAUUUGGUGAUAUAUACAGGGGUUUACUGAGGGCGUGCGACCCCAUUCGCACAUGGAUUGCUAUCCUUGCGAUUUGCGGAACGCUUACUCGUAUCCUUUCAAAUAAUAGUUGGGAACUCCCCCUACACCGCGGAGUUGAUUCUUGCCAGGGCUGAGUUUGCGGAUUGGCUUCCGCCUCGUAUAUGUACGACAUCAAGCUUCCCCCCUCGUUUUCUUUGUUUAUCCCCUUGUUCUUCGCGAUCGUCUCUACUAUCUUAUGUUGUAUGUGAUAUUUUGAUACUGGCCUUGCUCGAAGUUCAUGGACUGAGUCGUUAGACUUGAGGGAUGAAGUUGGACGCGCCGGCUGCGAUAAGGCGGCGCCAUGGCCUAUACCGAUUCUACUCGAGGCAUCGCCAUCGGCUGGUGGUAGUUCUAGGGACGCUUGCGUUAUUUGGACUUCUUUCAAGACUACGCGGCACAGGGCGAUCGAAGGACUGCAGAGGGGGGAUCCCUUUACCUCACGUAUUGGCAAAGCAGCAAAAGAACGGUGCCACUCCGAACAUAAAGACCACGGCAACUGGAUGGAGACCCGGGCCACGAUGUGAAAAUUAUCCACGGGAUGCGAGUUUGGUAAUUGUGGUGAAGACAGGGGCAACAGAGGUAUACUCGAAGUUGCCGACGCUUCUACUUACAUACCUCUCUUGCGUGCCACCAGAGAAUCUUCUUUUCUUCAGCGAUAUGGCUGGAACGGUCGGCAACUUCGCCAUACACGACUCUCUCGACACAGCGAAGUGGGCCAGGACGCACAAAAACCCCGACUUCGACCUAUACCAUAAACAGCAGGAGAUUAAGGGUCUGGGACAGGACAUGGGGUCUAUACGGAACGAGGGGAAGGCUGAGUCCGCAUGGCGGCUGGACAAAUACAAGAAUUUAUACACAGCGCAGAAGGCGUGGGACAUGGCUCCAGGACGUGACUGGUAUAUGUAUAUCGACGCGGAUACAUAUAUCAGCUGGACCAACUUAUUCCAUUGGCUUGCGACCUAUGAUGCUUCUCAGCCGCUUUAUUUAGGCAGCCAGAUUGACGUCGGAGACCCGCCGUUUGCGCACGGCGGCAGUGGAUACAUGAUUAGCAAACCUGCGAUGGAGCUACUAGUAGGGAGCGAUCGCGAGAAGCUGGCGAAGCAAUAUGAUAAGAACGCCACAACGGCGUGCUGUGGCGACCAAGAGAUCGCCAAGGUACUGUUUAAGAAAGGUCUACGGCUGAAGAAUGUGCGGCCGGUAAUUAACGGAGAGAAGCUGAAAAGAUUUAACUUUGGGCCUGACUUGUGGUGCACGCCGGUUGUGACGAUGCACCAUAUAGGAAGCGAAGAAGUUCAAGAGAUGUGGGACUUUGAAAGCCACAGAAACUCUACAAAGGAGCCAUUGUUAGCAGAGGAGCUCUACUACACGAUGAUUUCGUCCUUAAUGGGCAUCCCACGCAGAGAUGACUGGGAUAAUCUGUCCCCUAACGAGCAGAUCCGCCCCGAGCCUCUCUUCAAACCCGCCUUCGUCGGCAACUUCUUCGUCAACGAUUCGACAAAGUCGUAUAACACCUGCCACAGAGCCUGCGAGGAGGACCAAACCUGCCUCCAGUUCCUCUACUAUAAAGACACGUGCAAGCUGGACACGGCGUUCAAGCUGGGCUCACCGGCCUAUCCCUGGAAGGAGGAAGGCGAGGAGAUCAGAGUCCAGUCUGGGUGGAUGGUGGACCGCAUCAAGGACUUUGUCACGCAGAACUCGCCAUGCAAGGGCCCUAACUGGGAUCCCGACUCUUAGCGGGAUGCUGUUUUCUUGGAGUUUUACUGUGCAUGUCGGGGGUUGGCAUUUUCAUUGCCAUUUAAAAGCGGAGUCGGAGGAGGCUGGCUUAAUAUUUAUAUCAUAUUAAGUUACUUAGGUGGUAAUCUAGUGGGUGGCAUGAAGUGGCGCCGAAAGCUGCUGGAUUUAGCAGGUCAAACACCAUCACUUAGACUAAAUGUAUAAAUAUGAGAAAAUAUCGA